GCAGCUGAUGACGCCACCUGCUGGUCAACAAGCAGCACAACAAGGAAGUGUUCAUGACUGAGUCCACUUCCAGGACGGACGGAGCGCUUCUCUGGACAGAUGUUUUCUCUGUAGCACAGGAUGCCUGUUGAAAGCCCGGAGGAGAGGACGGUGGAGGUGCUGGCGCUGCCCGCGGGAGUGGACGAGGAGCUGCUCUGCCUGUACUUCGAGAAUAAGCGCCGCUCCGGGGGAGGUCCACUUGUCUCUGUGGAGAGGAAGGGUGAUGGAGCCAUACUGGUGUUUGAAGAGGCAGAAGCUGCAGCCCAAGUGUUGUCCAAAGGGCACCACGUUCUGCAUAAUGUGGAGCUGAGUGUGAGAAAGCCGGCCUCCAAGGACCCGUGUAGACUGCUGCUGCGGGGGAUCAACCCCAGCACCAGCGUCGAGAUGAUAGAGCUCUACGUGGAGAACAUGAUGGGGCUGAACGUGCCUGACUACACUCUGCAUCCAUCGGCAGGGAGAGAUUCCAUCCUCAUUCACCUCAGCCAACCCUUCUUGAAAGAUUUCCAAAACCUUAGUGCUAAAAUCUCCAAAAGGACACUUGAUGGGGCCGUGGUCGCUCUUGAGCAGAUUGAGCAAACUGACUCCGUGUUAGUGGAGAACCUGCACCCCAGCAUCACCCCAGACCUGCUCACAAUGUAUUUUGAGAACAAGGGAGGUGGGAAUCAGAAGGUGAAGGAGGUCGCAAUGCUUUCAGAGGGUACAGCCAAGGUGUCCUUUGUCAAUUAUGACUCUGUGGGCCCUGUCCUGGAUCACGCACACAAGCUGGAAGGUGCUGAUCUUGUCGUGGUGCCGUACUUCGACUUUCUUCAAGCCACGCAAAGUUUAACAUCGCAAGACUCUGGAGUUGGAAGCCAAGAUGUGACGGAGAGAAACUCAGAGGAUCUGAGUGAUAUGCAGAUGCAGACCAGUCCUCCCAUGGUGGUCAGUACAAACAGCCAGUCCUCCUCUCUGACAGCCUCAAAGCCCCUUGCUGCCUGCGAGGCAGUAGAGAAAGCGGCGGAGGAAGUCACAGAGGAUCAAAUGGAGGUCGAAGAUAUGCUAUCAAGCCAUAUUACUAUUACUGACAUAGUCAAACUUGCUUUGUUUCAACUCAGCACCUUUCAGCGGGACACUGAAAAGGCUCACCCAAAUGUCACUGUGCAACUCAAAGACAAUGGUGUACACAUUGCAGGUAAUGACAGACGAACACUUCAGCUGGUCAAACACUCUAUCUUGGACUAUUUUGCCAACAUGGCUGAGGCUCAUUUCACCCUCGAACCAGAAAAGGCUGAGCUUCUUGCAAGAAAAGAUGUGAAAGAGCGACUACUGCAGACCAUGAAUCAGUCUGGAUCACCGCCGGCUACGUACACCGUAUCAGACUGUAACGCUGUAGUAACCUCAAUAUCACAGGACUCGGCUGUCCAAGCAUGUAGCUUUUUGAAAUCCCAGCUGGGUCACUUCAGCAUACCGAUGGCCGGCGAGUAUGAAGGCAUGUUUUAUUGCAGAGAAUGGUCUGAGUUCCUGCAGGCUCUGGGUUUCUCCUCUGUAAAGGUGUCAGAGCGAGGGGGGAAUAUUGAUGUGUGGACUCUGAAAGGGAUGGAGAAUGAGAAGCAGACUGCUAUCCUGGAGUUUCUCAACACACCCAUUGAGAGGGACACAGUUAUCUCUAUGGUACCAGGCAUGCUGAAAUACAUCCAGAUCCAUUGUCAUCAGCUGUUGGCUGACAUGGACCAAGUGUCUAUCUUUCCACUCGAAGCAGAGGAUGCGUGUGGGUUAAAGAUCCAUGGCCAGGCUGUCGCUUGUCAAAUGGCUGAGGAGGUGUUGCAAGGUGUGGUCUCUUCUAUCUGCACCAGAACCAUCACAGUAAACGCUCCAGGAGUGACCCGCUUUUUGGACGACAAGGACUGCAAGAGCAUCCUGAAAGAGAUGGAGACAAAGUUUCAGGUCUAUAUCAUCACAAAACACGUGCCCUGGGAACCCCUGCCACACCAGGACAUUUUUGAAACAGCAUGGACCAUGAUGUCCCACACAAACUUCCAGAAAGUGUCUUCGGAUAGUUCUGCACAGGAGUUAAAAUCAGAUUCAGUGCAAACUGAUGAUAAUGCAGCUGCAGGCAGAGGCCUUUUAGAGGAGGCAAAGAGAAUCGUCUCAGCCAUCGAUGGAAGACACGAGGAGGGUGUGUCCAAUUCAGACCAACUUGAUGAUAUGGAUGACAUGGACCUGUACACAGCCGAGGAUCCGACCAGCCUGGCAGACCAAGACUCUGACGUGAUAGCUGUGGACGCUUCCCAGCCCUCAGCUGAAGGGAACACUAUGAGUGGGUUACCCCAGCUGAGUGAUGGACCUCUUGGCCUUUCUAGUGACCUCGAAGAAGAGGCCCAACUGUCUCUAGCUAUUCAGUACUCUAUGGAGUCGAGCCAUUGGUCCCUGGAGGAUGAGGAGAAACAGAUGCAAAAAGCCUUGGAGCUGUCCAAGAAAAUGAUCCAACAUGAAGCAUCCUGUAGUAGUAACAACAAGAGCCCCCAGGUGAAGCAGCGUAAGAGGCCCAUCAAUAUUUCCUUACAAGACACCAUUAAGGCAGCCAACACCAUACAGCUAGAUGUGUUUGCAGGUUAUAAUUGUGACCUGAUUCGGGUGGACAUAGCCUUUGGGAAAAGGGUCAGCCAGAGACAGGUUGAGGAGAAACUCGAGCACAGGACUGUGAAGAACAUGUCCGAGUACCACAGGAAGUGUCUGGAGUUGAUUAAGAGGAAGCACGCGGUCGAGAUUCAAGUCCAGGGCACCGUAAUCACUGUUUCUGGCUUCAAGGACUUUGUGAAGGGAGCACUGUGUGACCUGAAGCUGCUGCUGGAGAAAUUGUCUAAUUCUGUAUCUGACCAGGAAAUUCUGAAAGCUGUCCAGUGGGUGCAUCAUGACCCAGUCUCUUCAGACACGACUCCCUAUUCACCGGACGCUACAGUGUUCAUCGAGAAUGUUUGGAGGAUGAAGCUGAAAAAGAUUGAUAUUUUGCUGGACAAUCAGCCCCACACCAUAAACUUCGAGAAAAUGCAAGAAUACAGCAUAAGUUCUGGGAAGUCUGUGAAAAUUUCCAGGAAGUUGAUCAAUGUAGGGGAUUUGGUUGAGGAAGUACCAGAAGAGGAAUACUCUCUGCUGUCAAACAUGCCUGAAGUGACCAAAGUGCACGAGGAGUCUGAUGAAUUUCAGAAUGUGGUGAAGAACUUCUAUGAGACCAUACAGGAAUACCACAGCAAAAUCAGAAUCAUUCAGGUGGAGAAGCUCAUGAAUCGACUGCUGUACAAUCAGUACAAGUUGAAGAAGGCGAGCGUACUGCAGCGUGCCGUGUAUCCGGAAGUUGAACGGACGCUCUACCAUGGCACAAGUGAGACGAGUGUGAAAGAGAUCUGCGUCCAUGGAUUCAACAGAAGCUUCUGUGGAAAGAAUGCCACCGUCUAUGGUCAAGGAGUGUAUUUUGCUGUCAACUCUGCGCUGUCGGUCCAUGAUCAGUACUCACCCCCCAACGCAGAUGGAUACAAGUUUGUUUUCGUGUCAAAGGUUCUAACGGGAGACUACACUAAAGGCUGCCACUCGAUGAAGGCGGCCCCGCUGAAGGAGACUGGUGAUAUUCCAAUCAGAUACGACAGCGUGACUGACGACAUCACGAAGCCGACCAUGUUUGUCAUCUUCAACGAUACGCAGGCUUUUCCUGAAUAUCUCAUCACGUGCCAGAGAAUCCACCGCUGAAGAAGACGGAUGAGUCAUCAGAUCAUAACCACCAAAUGUCGAGAAAAGGACUGCUUUUGUUUGAAUGUUUCUGCCUUGAUUAAAAAAGUGAAUUUGAUUUAUAAAGGGCUAAUAGGUUGUUGUGUACAGUGGAUACUUUUAUUGUGGUGAUUGUAAUUUCAUUAAGUUCUUUGUUGUCGACUGAUCAGUUGCUCCCCUUUCUUCAGUUUAGUCAAGUCUGCUCAAGAGAAACUCAAACAGCUGAACCCAAAAAGCCCAUUUCAGUUAAGUAGCUUUAAAGGUGCCCUUUGAGUACAAUAAGUCUCAUUGUGCCAUGUCUUUAAAUAGAUGGGACACAGCAGUUAUUGCAUGACAUUUCACUUGUAACAGUCAGUUUGGUGCUUGUUGGGAUUGCUCACCAAGCUCCAGUGUUUAUUCGGCUAUCUUAAACUUGCAAGCAUCCGAAAUAUGUUGUAUUUUUGAUUUAAAAAUAAACCAUAAACAAUAUGUUGCACACA
Molecule: messenger RNA, 4256 nt
Organism: Chelmon rostratus (copperband butterflyfish)
Lineage: Eukaryota; Metazoa; Chordata; Actinopteri; Chaetodontiformes; Chaetodontidae
Gene: parp10
Product: poly(ADP-ribose) polymerase family member 10
Exons: 11
Coding region: 121-3759 (1212 amino acids)
Biological process (GO): negative regulation of gene expression
Cellular component (GO): cytoplasm; nucleus
Molecular function (GO): NAD+ poly-ADP-ribosyltransferase activity; nucleic acid binding; transcription corepressor activity
Source: RefSeq, a predicted model, not a curated record